AUGAAUAUUAGUGAUAUUGGUCCUAAAGGCAACAACGGCAGUAUUGGCAAUUCUGGGCCUAAAGGUGACGAAGGUGAUAAAGGGGAUGUUGGCAAUUCUGGACGUAAAGGUGACAAAGGAGAAAACGGAAAUGCUGGUGAGAAAGGAAAUGAAGGAACUAUGGGACCUAUGGGUGACAAGGGAGAAAUCGGAACUGGUGAGAAAGGAGACAAAGGAACAGGAGAUGUUGGACCUAAAGGAGGCAAAGGGAGUGUUGGUGCUCUUGGGCCUAAAGGAGACAAAGGUGUCAAAGGAGACAAAGGAAUAGGAGAUGUUGGAUCAAAAGGAGACAAAGGGAGUGUUGGUAUAUGCUUUCUAAUGACUUUACCAAAUCAGAUAGUACUUUUCUUAGAGGUAUCGUGUUGAUUACUAUUAGGUGCUCUUGGGCCUAAAGGAAACAAAGGUGACAAAGGAAUAGGAGAUGUUGGACCUAAAGGCGACAAAGGAGACAAAGGGAGUAUUGGUAUAUGCUUUCUAAUGACUUUGUUAACCUGAUAAUACUUUUCUUAGAGGCAUUUUGUUAAUUAUUAUUAUUAGGUGCUUUUGGGCCUAAAGGAGACAUAGGUAAUGUUGGUAU
Corticium candelabrum is the source of this 616-nucleotide messenger RNA. Its product is annotated as otolin-1-like. Lineage: Eukaryota; Metazoa; Porifera; Homoscleromorpha; Homosclerophorida; Plakinidae. The coding region runs from base 1 to 405 and encodes 134 amino acids. The transcript is spliced from 9 exons. The record is from RefSeq and is a predicted model, not a curated record.